Lachancea dasiensis is the source of this 1623-nucleotide messenger RNA. The record is from the annotation of a GenBank genome assembly. Lineage: Eukaryota; Fungi; Ascomycota; Saccharomycetes; Saccharomycetales; Saccharomycetaceae.
AUGGUCGUUAUUGCUGUUUCGAUUAUCACUCGUCAGGGCAAACCCCUCCUUUCGAGGCAAUUCCGUGAUAUCAGCAAGGACAGAGUCACAGAACUGCUCUCAAACUUUCAGGGACUUGUGGCCAACUCUUCUUCGCAGCAUACUUUUGUGGAAGAUGAACACGUUCGAUACGUAUACAAGCCCUUCGACGACUAUUACAUCAUCUUGAUCACCAACCGACAGUCCAAUAUUAUCCAAGAUUUGGAUACGUUGAAGCUCUUCGCCCAGAGCAUGAAUACGUACCUCAGCAGUUUUGACGAACAUGAAAUAUUCGAAAACGCGUUCGAAAUCUUGAGUUCGUUUGACGAAGUUAUCACCAUGGGCUACAAGGAGAACCUUUCAAUGGCCCAGAUCAACACAUACCUGUCGAUGGAAUCUCAUGAGGAGAAGAUCCAAGAAAUAAUUGAAAGGAACAAAGAGUUUGAAGCUGCUGAAGAAAGAAAGCGCAGAGCCAAAGAGAUAUCGAGGAAAGAACAAGAACGCAAGAUGGGGAUACCUUCGAUGGGUCUCGAAGCUACUAGGUUCCAAUCUUCCAAUGAUCCAAAUCUUUCAAAUGCAUACAGCAGCUACUACAGCCAAGCAUCACCGGCAGCCCAGCAAUCGUACUACCAGACGCAACAGCAGAAGCUCAUGGCAGCCGAGAUACCUGUUCAGAACUCUGUUGAAAAUUCGCUUGGUGGCAAGGGUAUGAAGUUAGGUGGUGGCAGAAGAGGUGGGCUGGGCGCAAGUACCGCUCAGCUUCAACAGACAAAACAGACUGCGUCACCAACAGCACCCCUGCUACAAGUCGAGGAGCCAGAGAAACCCACCAACGAGGGCAUUUUGAUUUCCGUUAGAGAAGUUGUGAGUGCUAAAAUCUCGAGAGAAGGUAACGUUGAAAGCUCUGAGCUGAAGGGAAGUCUUGAAUUACGUGUCAACGAUCAAGAAUUAGCACAUGCCCGGAUUGUUGUCGAUCCUAAGGUUGACACAAAGGAUAAGGCCUUCCAGUUCAAGACACAUCCAAAUAUCGACAAGAGCUUAUUCUUGAACUCCGGAAUUAUUGGCCUGCGUGACACUCAGAAGGCCUUCCCCUUCAACGAUCAAAGCUUAGCAGUUUUAAGGUGGCGUAAGGUUGGAGCUGAGGACGAUUCUUCGUUGGUACCACUACAGAUUUCAUCGUGGGUUUCACCCUCUGAAUCUGACCAAGGCAUGUUUGACGUUACCCUUGAACUCGAGAUGAACGAAUCCUACUCCGACGCUCUCGAAAACGUCCGCUUUGCGAUUCCUGUGUACACUCAGAACGUUCGUGUCAACGACGAGUUCAAUGAUUUGGGGGCUACCAUCGAAAGCAUCGAUGACGAAAAUGGAAUUGUUGUCAAAAUUGCCAGUAUCGCAGUCGGAACGACAGCUGCUGUCUCACUAACGAUAGAGGCUGACCUUGAGGAUGCCCUGUAUCCUAUCUCGGUGCUAUUUGGCAACCAUGCUGCCACCGGCUCUCUUUCUGGCGUCAGCGUCAGUGAAGUUGUGAGCUCCCGCGACGAAAAAAAUCCUCUUCCAUACGGUUCUGUCGCGACUCUCAAAACGGAAGAGUACUCUAUUGAGUAA